This is a messenger RNA of Mercurialis annua (annual mercury), 860 nucleotides long. RefSeq names its product RGS1-HXK1-interacting protein 1. The coding region runs from base 33 to 653 and encodes 206 amino acids. The record is from RefSeq and is a predicted model, not a curated record. The transcript has 7 exons. NCBI's taxonomy places the organism in Eukaryota, Viridiplantae, Streptophyta, Magnoliopsida, Malpighiales, Euphorbiaceae.
AAGUUAUCGAGGUUUGGGGAAAAAGAAAGAGAAUGGGAGAAGGAGAAGAAGAAAGGAAGCAAGGAGUAAUGCAGCGUACCAAAGAGUCAUUUGCCCAUCUUGGGUGCUUGCAGGAUCAAGCUAUUUCCCAUUUCCAAGCUUAUCAACACUCUUUUUUCAAUCAAAUUAAAGAGGAGUUGAUGAUUGCUAAGGACCACCCUACUGAGGUUGCUGGCGUUGCAGUCACAGCUGCUCUUCUUCUUAUGCGAGGUCCAAGAAGGUUUUUGUUUCAUCAUACAUUUGGCCGAUUUAAGAGUGAAGAGGCAAAAUUUCUUAAAGCUGAAAAGAAUGUCAAUGAGUUGAAUCUCUCUGUCGAUAUGAUGAAGAACGAGAGCAGAAAACUACUUGAAAGAGCAUCUUUUGCUGAAAAGGACAUGAUACACGGCCAUACCGAGCUCAGGGAUGCUGGAAGUCAAAUUCAACGUCUUGCUAAAUCAGUCUACAGUGUCGAAACACAAGCUGCAGAUCUAAUGGAUGGACUACGAGAAAUCCCUGGUAGGGAGGCGUUAAAGCUUCGAGCUGAGGUUGCUUCUAUGGCAUCAGCUUUGAAGAAGCAUAAGAGCAUGCUGGACAAACGGAUAAUGAAGAUUUCUGAGCUAGGGGUUCCUGUUUGAAGCAACUUUCUAGUUUGUUUUUGUGUGUUUAAUGGGCAAAAGUUUGUAAUACAAUUGGAAGGGAUUGUUAAACAAGUUUAUGUCCGGAUUGUGACAAUAAUAAUAUUGGAAUAUAAUGCCAAACAAUCCUAAACUCUAGGUUGCCUUUCAUUGAUUAGUACUUUCUUUAAUACCAAUAACAUAAAUCAGAAUAAUUUUAUAUAUGUA